AUGCCUCGAAUACCAGAUCUGCCGGGAAACCUCAUCCCUCCGCACUCCGAACAAGAGCGAUGGCUGAAGCGGCACGUCGCCGCCCUCUGCCAUUUGGAACACGAACGGUUCCCUGGGAGCCAACCCGUCAGCUUUGCAGCCAAGGACUUGGACAGACUGGAGGAGAAAGACUUCUGGGUGGCGGAGAAGUCGGACGGCGUCCGCGUCCUGCUCCUCGUUUGUCCCAAUCCGUUCGACGGCGAGCAAACCGUGUACUUGAUCGACCGCCACAACAGCUAUCGGCAGCUCGAAGGGCUCUACUUUCCCCACCACGAGAACCCGGCGCAACAGCUGCGCAACACGCUGGUGGACGGCGAGCUUGUCAUCGACGUAGACCCACAUUCUCAGCACGAGAAGUUGCGCUAUCUGGCGUUCGACUGCCUCAUCGUCGACAACCAGUACGUCAUGGACAAGAACCUUGAAAGUCGUUAUGGGCGGCUCCGGUCGUGGAUGUACAAGCCAUACCAGCAAAUGAUGCGCGACCACCCGCGCAUGGCUCAAUCACAGCCCUUCGAGUUCAAGGUCAAGGACGUCCGAAACUCGUACAGCGUCGAGGGCGUGUUCAACAUCGACAUCCCCGCGCUCCAGCACGGGAACGACGGCCUCAUCUUCACCUGCGUCAGCACCACCUACGCGCCCGGAACGGACCCAAACAUCCUUAAAUGGAAACCACCGUCAGAGAACUCUAUUGACUUCAAGCUAGUGCUGAGGUUUCCGCCGGCACCAGGAAAACCAAAGACGCCUGACUUCCAGACGAAACCGGUGUUUGAGCUGCACGUGUGGUGUGGCGACGUCCGGUAUGAGCCAUAUGACGUGAUGCAUGUUGAAGAUGAGGAAUGGGAAAGCAUGAAGUUGUCGAACAAGCAGCUCGACGAGCAAAUCGUGGAGGUUCAUUGGGACAUCGAAGGCGAAGUCUGGCGCAUGAUGCGCUUCCGCAACGACAAGCCGCACGGAAACCACAAGUCCGUCGUGGACAACAUCAUCAAGAGUAUCGCGGACGGCGUCGAGAAGGAUGUGCUCCUCCUACGCUCCCAGGCAAUCCGCAACAACUGGAAGCUGCGGCACGGCGAACCCACCGGCGGCCGUCCCCCACCCAAUUCCCUUCCACAAAAACCGGUCACCAGGCCGCCCCUCCCCACACCCACCGCCCACCUGCCCACGCCCCCGCCCCCGCCCCCGCCACACGUGCAGCACCAACCCCCGCCGCAGUCGCACGCGGACGCGCCGCCCGCCCCCGCCGUCGCGCCGCGCUACGCACGCCUCGCGCCCUCCCCGUGGAGCAAAGUGACGGGCCCGUCCAUGAUCGGGGGCAUGUACCGCUGA
This is a messenger RNA of Epithele typhae, 1362 nucleotides long. RefSeq names its product mRNA capping enzyme, catalytic domain-containing protein. Gene Ontology annotation, molecular function: ATP binding; mRNA guanylyltransferase activity. The record is from RefSeq and is a predicted model, not a curated record. Gene Ontology annotation, cellular component: mRNA capping enzyme complex. Bases 1 to 1362 code for a protein of 453 amino acids. Gene Ontology annotation, biological process: 7-methylguanosine mRNA capping. The transcript is spliced from 10 exons. Lineage: Eukaryota; Fungi; Basidiomycota; Agaricomycetes; Polyporales; Epitheliaceae.